GCGGCGGCGGCGGCGGCGGCGGAGGCGGCGGCCACGGCAGAGCCAGUCGGCGACGCCACAGUCUGCAGCGGUCGCGCGCCCCGGCCGCCGGCAGCCAGCACUCUCUCCACACCAGACGCUCACAGCCGCUAUGCCGGCGUUCCCAGCGAGACUGGCGCCGCAGCCCCGGUCCGUCGCCAUCGUCGGAGGCGGGCUGGUGGGCUCUCUGAGUGCUUGCUUCUUUGCGAAGAGAGGAUUCCAGGUUGAUCUCUAUGAGUACAGAGAAGACAUCCGGCGGACGGAGCACGUGCGCGGCCGGACCAUCAACCUGACGCUGUCGGCGCGCGGGCAGGCGGCGCUGCGCCGGCUGGGCCUGGAGCGCGCCCUCGUGGCCGAGCACGGCGUGGCGCUGCGAGGCCGCAUGCUGCACCACGCCACCGGCGUCCUCACCGCCGUGCCCUACGACCCCGUCGACAACCAGUGUAUAUACUCUAUCAGCAGACGUUACCUCAACGAAGUUUUACUGACAGCCACUGAGAAGUAUCCAAAUGUGAGGCUGCACUUCAGGCAUAAACUCGUAGCAAUCAACUUCAAGGAAAACCAGAUGACAUUUCAAGUUGGCGACGAGAACUCGCAGGUGCAGAGGUCCGCAUCGCUGGUGGUGGGCGCCGACGGCGCCUUCUCCGCGGUGCGCCGCCAGAUGAUGAAGGCGCCGCUGUUCCAGUACAGCCAGCGCUACAUAGAGCACGGCUACCUCGAGCUCUGCAUACCGCCCACCGCCGACGGAAAGUUUGCAAUGGCUGAGCAGUACCUGCAUGUUUGGCCCCGAGGUUCCUUUAUGAUGAUCGCCCUGCCCAACCAGGACUGCUCAUGGACUGUAACUCUCUUCAUGUCCUUUGAACAAUUUGAAGCACUUGACACGACCAAAGCACUGCUAGACUUCUUUGGACAACACUUUCCUGAUGCACUCCCACUCAUUGGGACUGAGCGGUUAAUCAAGGACUACUUCUCCACAAAGCCUUCAUCACUCAUCUCCAUUAAGUGCAAUCCCUACCACGUUGGCAGCUCAGUUAUUAUAGUUGGAGAUGCAGCCCAUGCAAUGGUUCCCUUUUACGGACAGGGAAUGAAUGCGGGUUUUGAAGAUUGCUUAAUACUGGACAACUUGAUGCAACAGUACAAUGAAGAUUUCUCUAAAGUUCUUCCUAAAUAUUCAGAGAUAAGAAACAAAGAUGCAGAAGCAAUCUGUGAUCUAGCAAUGUACAAUUACUAUGAAAUGCGACAUCUAAUGAACCACAAAUCAUUCUUAUUGAGGAAGAAAUUGGACAAUGCACUCUACCAAAUAAUACCCAAACUAUGGAUUCCACUGUACAUAUCAGUUACGUUUACUAGUGAAGGAUAUUCCUGGUGCCUGAAGAACAAGUAUUGGCAGGAUAAGGCAAUACGUGCUGUUCUCGGGGUUUUUGGCAUGAUAAUGCUGUUAGUGGUAGUAUUAUUUAUAUUCUUUUUUAUUCAUGCUAUUAUUGAAACACCCUGUAAACUUUUUAUUGUACCAGAAUUAUGACACAAUGACACAAUGAUAUCAGAUUUCCAGGCAGAAAUCUUGCACUGGCCAACAAACACUGCCAAAUUCAACAAAGUCAAGUCUGUGAUAAUAUAUUAUUUACACUGCCUCAUAUAUCACCCCAAGUGAUUCACUGACAUGAUACUAUUGUUCAUGCACAACACAUUCCCAAAACAAAAAGCUCAGAAUACUGCUCAUUUAUACAGUGUGUAUUUAUAGCAACAUUUUCUUAAUAUUGUAUAUGUUUCAUGCUUUUUGUUAAAUUUGUGGUAAAUACAUUGUUAUUACUGUAAUAAAUCAAUUCACCAAAAAUACCAUUACUAAAAUAAUAAAGAUUUUGAAAAAAAAGGCAUUCUGUUUAAGAAGAUGGUGGCUUUGUUUAUUUUUGACACAAUCAGAUUUUAUGACACAAACAUUCCAUGAUGAUGCCAAAUAAAAAGCUUAUAGUAAGACCUUAAAACAAGUAAAAAUAUUUUCACUAGGUCUACUUGUGAGUUGAGUAAAGUUCUAUUAAAAUACAUGUUGGUCAUAACCAUGGAUGGCAUUGGGUGAACAAAUAUUCAUGAGUUGUCAUACUAAACAUAGUACCAAAAAAUGAGGGAAUUAUAGACACAACUACGUAUACUUUUAUUUCCCUACUCUUUGUCCUAGAUGCAUGCAUCCUGUGUGAGACAACCUUCACUUAUAAAGACCAUAAAAUAUGACACAUUUACAAUAAUAUUUCUAUCAAUUAUUCAUAAAAUAUAAUAAUAGGCUACAGAUUGUUAAAGCAGUAAAACCAUAUUCAAAACAGAGUAAAGUCUUUACAAUAAAAGGACCAAAGGAGUAAUCCUUGUGGUAGAUAUGUCAAAGGGUUGAUGGCAUUACACUUCAAGCUACUAGAAGUUUACACUACUGUCUAUCAGAAGAGACAACAUAGACCAGAUGACAAGGGUGGCUUUCUGUUGUAGCUCACUUGCACUCCUCUUCUAGCUGGGUGAAGCAUAGCAAAUAUCUAUAUUAACCAGUUAGAAAAGACCUUUUUGAAGGUUCCUUCAGACAUUAUUAGCCACACAGUAUAGAUAAAAGGUACACUGAUGACUCAGUCAGUCAGCACAGAGGGAAAAGAAUGCAAAUACAGAAGUUGGCUAGAAAAAGUGAAACGAUCGUGUGGCGUUGAUGGCUGGGAGGCCCUGUCAGGGGAAGCUCGACAUCCGGGUUGCAAGUCAUAUUUCAGGUAACGUCACAUUGUACGACUUGCACGUCAAGAUGAAAUGAUGAUGAAGACAACACAACACCCAGUACACAAGUCGAGGAAAGCCUCCUACCUGGCAAGAAUCGAAACUGGACCCACAGCAUGAUACGCAAACAUGUUACCAUUCAGCUAAGCAGGGGGACAGUCAGCUAGAAAGUUGAGCAGCAUGCAUUCCAAAAUCAAAUUCACAACAGAAUCUAAAAUAAACAGAAAGAUAAUACAUUUUUUAAAAAAAAUUUCACCAUUUCAAAACAAAAACAGACAUGCAUUUCAAAUAUAUAGCAAACCACCAUGUAUGGACGUGUUUAACAAUUUCUAAUCUGUUCAUCCUCUGUCAGAAACAAGCAUAUUUUACCCUAUGGUACAUACUGUACAGUAAAUCAAUAACAGUAAUAAAUGAAAAUAUAAUAAGCAAGGGUGGACAAAAAUAUGGUAACACCAAAAACAUAACACAUUACAAUGGCUGAUAUGUUGUUAAAAAAGUGCUGCUUUUCGAGACAGCUUCAGUCAUCUCCAAACAGAUAAAUACAGGUACUGUAUGGUUUUCAAGAUAAUCUUAUACCAUUCUUCCUGCAAAAUAAUGGUAAGUUCAGUAAUGAUGAUGGACCUGGAUAAUGAUCAUGUGCCCUUCUCUCCAAAGGAGACCACAAAGGCUCAACAUUAUUGAAUCUGGUGACUGCAGCAGCCAGGGAAGAUGCUACAAUUCGUUGUCUUGGUACUUACCAUCACCAUUGGGGAACAAAUGUGUCAUGGGACGGGCCUGAUCAGCCAAAAUGAUCACAUAACCCUUGGCAGUGAUGCCACAUUGCAGAGUGUCCGUGGAAUACCAUGAUAUGGCUGCCAAAAUCAUCACCGAAAACUAUUAAGUUUUGCUCUUGAAAUGUAAGCUCAACCAUCUGACCAGAUGAUUUUCUUCCAUAGUUUCAAACUCCCGGUUUUACAGAUUUUGUACCAUGUUUUCCUGUUAUGAACAGUUGCAUCUCUGAUGAGUGGUUUUGAAAUUCAAGCUCACGCUGCAGUUCCCUGCUUAUGGAGUUCCCCUCAUGUUUCAGUGCUGGCAGGAUUUGCAAGUGCAACAUUUAGUUCUGCUGUUACAUUUGCAGCUGUUGGCCUCUUAUAUUUUAUCACAGUCCUCUUGAAUAAUUGUCUGUCAUGAUCACUCAAACACACACUUUCAUGCAUUGUGGUUUAGCAAAUUAUGUUUUUUAAUUUCUUGAUAUGCAGUAUAAAUCUCCAACAUGGUGCCUUUUCAAGCACCAAACACCUCAGCUACUUGGCAUCCAUCAUGUGAGCACCAACAACUUGCUCAUGUUCAGAUUCACUUAGCCAUGGCAUAAUGCACUCACAACUUCACAGAAUGCUGUUCUGAUCAAGUUGACACCUGCAACAUAUUGAGGGCAUUCCAAAGGUGUUGUUCAUGGUCAAAUGCUACAACACAAUGUGCAGACUAGGCUAACAUCAGCAGUUAUGUUCAAGAAUGCAUUUCUCAUGGUGUUUCCAUAUUUUUGUCCAACCUCCAUAAUAUCAGCAGCAGAAGAAAACACAUAUAAAAGUUGGGACAUGAGCAAACUUUCAGAGCCUGUGACUCCUUUUUCUGGGAGAAGUAUCAAAGAGAAAGGCAGAAGAAUAAAGGAAAAGAUUGGCAAGAGUUAGGAAAUAGGGAAAGUUACAAAAAGUCACCCCAAGCCUUUGGUCAGGGCAGACAUACUGGAUGGAAUGAGAAGGAAAGACUGUAGAAUAAUACAGCUUUCAUUACACCAAGCAGAAGCAAAGAAAGAAAUUGACAUAUCUGGAAAUUGUGAACACCAUAUACAAUACAAUUAAAAAGAAGAUAAAGUAGAGAAAGAAACUACGUAUGCAGAUGCCAUAAGGUCAAGUAUGCAAAACACAGUAUAAAAUUAAGCAUGUAUCCAGAAAAGUGCAGUUACAAUUGUAUUCAGGAUAUCAGACAACAUAAAAACCCAAUUGCAUCAUAACUUGUUACAUAAGAAUAAUAAAUAUGGGAUAUCUGAGGCCUAUAAAAUAUCAUGCCAUGACUGAAGAAACUUUUAUUGGCCAGACAUGAAGGUCGAUCGACUUGUGAUUUAAGGACCACACCAUGCCGACAAUAACAAAGCAUUAGACUUAUAUAUGCAAAAGGAGGGACACAAAAUUGGUAAGACUCUGAACAACUAUAAUUUUAUGUAAAUUGAAAAAAGUGAAUGGUCAGAUAACAAAAAAAAGUAAGAUUUGUAUUACAAAGUAGAAGGAAAAGAACAAACUCCUCAAUGAGCAGACUGAGUUUGCAACAGAUGCUCAUUUUGAUAUUUAUGGCAAUCUAUUUAGUUGAGAUACCACUGUGUCUUGCAUGUUUGCUCCAACAGAUAAUUUGGCCUUCAUGUGACAGAAUGCUGCACUAUGGCAUCUGGACCAUGUUUUGACUUCUGAGUAACUAAUGUGAAAGAGUUGCAGCCAGGAGUGCCAGUGAGCUACAGAAGAAAGUUAUCCUUGUCAUCCAGUCCAUAUAGCCUCCUCUGAACUUAAAGGCAGUAGCCUAAAAAUUUAGCAACAUGAAUUGCAGCACCCUCAGCCAUUUGAAAUGUGUACCAUAAGGAUUGCUCCUUUGUUCCUUUUAUUCUAAAGAUGUUACUUUGUUAUGAAUUUGAUUUUACUGCUUCGGCAACUUGUAGGCUAAUUUUAUAUUUUACAAAUAACUGACUAAAAUAUAUUGCAAAGCUCUCAUAUUUUACAAUUUUUACAAGUAAGUAUUGGUUUAUAGAGAAUGCAUGCAUUUAACACAAAGACUAGGGAAAGAAAAGUAUACCUACUUGUAUCUAUAAUUCCCUAAUCUUUGGUAUUAGUCUUAGUAUGACAAUGUAUGAACAUUUGUUCAUCAAAUUCUGUCCAUAGGUAUGAUCCACAGAUAUUUCUGCAGUACUUAAGUCAAAAGUAGACAUAGUGAAAAUAUUUUUACUUGUUUAAAAGUCUAAACAGAAGCUUUUUUACUUUUCCUAUUGUACCAUUUGAAGAUUGCCAUUGUGAACCAAAACUGAUUACAGUUGCAUCAUAAAAAGUGAUCAUGACAACAACAAAUAAAACUUUACAGCAAUGGAAGAAUGUAAUUAUUUAUGUCAUAAAUAUACCGUAUCUGGAUUUCUGAGAGUAAAAAUGUAUGUGUGUACACAAGUACAAAAAUGAGUCAUAUGUUUGUAACAUUGCCACAGAUAUCAGAAACAAUCACCAACAACAGCAUAGAGAAAGCAUCUAGCAAUUUUCUCCAAAGUAUACACAUGGAGAAUGACAGCCCCAUGAAAAACAGCUACAUUUUCCUAAUGUUGUGGUCUACCUGGACAACAUAUUCUAUGUUUGAUCAGCUUAAAAAAUAGUCAACAGCUUUAAUUAUGGAUAGUUAUUGUUCAAUGAUCUCAUUUAAAAGUGCAGGCAGUCAAAUCAUUGUCACUAAAUGUUAUUUGAGUGAAGCACUGUGAAAUGCUGAGCACAAAUAAUUAAAAACAUUAUUGCAAAUAGUCGCAAUAAAAUGUAACUAGCUCUAAUGGCUAAAUUUCAGAUAAUUAACUUGCUGAUAAUCAGUGAUCCUGAUUGAGGUGUGUAACUCGGAUUUGUUGUAUUUCCCCCACCACAAACAAUAUCUGGGUUCAUGUAUGUCAGACAAUUUGUGUCAAAUUAAUCAAAUGAGUGAUGAAGCAGAAACAGUAAAAAUACUUUUAAAACUUGUUUAUUGAAUCACAAAUUGACAAAAACAGACAUUGGUUUUGUGUCUAAAACAUGAAACAGGUGUGACAGAACCAUGACUAUUGCCAUUGCUCCUAAUAUAGCUUCCAACAAUAAAAAAUUGUAUUGUACAUUGUUUCAAUCACAUUUAUUUGAGUUUACAAUUAAGAUUUCAAUACUUUUACAAAAAUGGUUAUGGAAUUUGGCAAUACAAAUCAUUGCAAUGUUUUUGAAUUCAUUAGCAUGUCAAAAUAUUAUUAAGUUCAUGACAAAAUAAUGUGAAAUACGUGUUCAUAAUUUUUGGUGAUAGUUUUAUAGGUACAAAAUGGUUUCUGUUCCUAACAUAAAUCCUGUGGCUUAACAGUUAGCUGUAACAUAAUUAUUACUUUGCUACAUACUAAUUUUGUGAUUAAUAAAGUGGACUUUGUUUACAUUGAUUUUGACAAUUUUCAGUUCGUGGUUUGAUAACUUUACAAAUUAAUUACAGUGUAUCUUAGUUGUUGGUACCAGUACAUUUCAAGCUGAUUUAUUUCAACAAUACAGUAAUCCAAUAAUGAUACAAUACAAACUCUUUCAUUUUUGUAACUUUGCAGCCUAGUAUCGGAUACUUUGUUGUCAUCAGACUCGUAGUUUUUGUUAAAUGUUG
Schistocerca gregaria is the source of this 7131-nucleotide messenger RNA. Its product is annotated as kynurenine 3-monooxygenase-like. Gene Ontology annotation, biological process: quinolinate biosynthetic process; NAD+ metabolic process; L-tryptophan catabolic process. Bases 131 to 1540 code for a protein of 469 amino acids. Gene Ontology annotation, molecular function: FAD binding; kynurenine 3-monooxygenase activity; NAD(P)H oxidase H2O2-forming activity. The transcript has 11 exons. Gene Ontology annotation, cellular component: mitochondrial outer membrane. Lineage: Eukaryota; Metazoa; Arthropoda; Insecta; Orthoptera; Acrididae. The record is from RefSeq and is a predicted model, not a curated record.